UGGAGGGAUGAUGCAUGUUCGCAUCGCGGUGAUUGGGAGAGAGCACGGGGGCAAUGAUGUGAGUGAUUAUAUUUUGAUUGCAUUGCUCACUGUGGUUGGUUGUACGGCAUUGCUCACUUAGUACAAUAACCGGCGCGUCGUCUGCUAGUCUGCUGAAACAGUAAUUUUUUGUAUGCCGUGUUCUUCGUUUGUUGUCGUUUGUUUUGUUCCCUCUCUAUCGCUAUCUUCGCUUCAAGUUCGCUACCACCGCCGCUCACGUAUUCGUAUUCAGCUUUAGAUGGUAAUUUGCCAGACCAGGGAAACCUCAGUGAGAGUGCUUUUACAUUCAGUGUUGUCGCUGAGGCUUAUAACAAGCUUAGUUCUUGUGGAGAUUUUAUUGCCGUCAGUUCGCGAUCUUGUUUUGCCGUCGCUAUUGACCUCACCUCACCAUGUCAAGUACAAUUUCAAUUGGAUACUACUUCCUGCAACGGAUAAAACAUUUGUUCGCUUCUCAUGUUUUUCAAUAAUUUACCGUUACAAAAUGUAUUAAAGACGUGAAAAACCCUUAAAUGUUAUACCUUCAAUUAUAAAAUACAACAAAUAAUUAAAUAAUUAAUGAGCUGAACAAAGAAAAAAACACAAAAUAUAGUGUUGUAAAAAAUCUCAUAGCAGAUGAACAAAAAUAAUGUUAUUUAUAUAGUCUAUCGUGUAAUAAUAUGAGGACUUUGCUAUUUUAUAAACCAAUUGCUUGGAAAUAUUUAACACAGUUCUGUGUUGGAUCACGCGUGAUUGAGCCCUGGAGAAUUAAAUAAUUAAACAUUGCCCAUUGUUUAAUAAUGCCAAGACCCUCACGUGAAUCAUAUGGCGAACAGAAGCCUCCAUAUUCAUAUAUAUCACUGACUGCUAUGGCCAUUUGGAGCUCACCGGAGAAAAUGUUACCUCUCAGCGAUAUAUAUAAAUUUAUAACAGACCGCUUUCCAUACUAUCGAAAAAACACUCAGCGGUGGCAAAACUCUUUGCGACACAAUUUGAGUUUUAACGAUUGCUUUAUAAAAGUUCCGCGACGGCCAGACAGGCCAGGAAAAGGUGCCUAUUGGGCGUUACAUCCGCAAGCAUUUGAUAUGUUUGAAAACGGUAGUCUUCUACGACGUAGAAAGCGAUUUAAAUUGCAUAAAAAUGAUAAGGACAUACUGAAUGAAGAACUAACGGCACUUGCGAACCUAAAUCGUUUUUUCUUUACCACUCGCAAUGGUAAUAAUGUAUCGCAUAUGACGUCGCUGGAUAUCAACAGUGCAUCCAUGAGUCUUGACUCGACUCUCCAUAUGCCAAGGGUAACAAAUCAAUUAUCAACGCCCUUAGCUCAAGGUGUAAUUCUACCUGAUGUUAUCCAAACUUCCACAUAUAAUGCAAAUCAUACUAAUUUAUCAGAUAUGGCAUUGUCCAAUUUGCCCUUAAUAACUAGUCCAGAUAUUGAAGGUCCGAUAAGCUUACGACCGAAGCGUUCCUUUACGAUAGAGAGUCUAAUUACCCCCGACAAGCCUGAACACCAUUCGGAGGAGGAAGACGAGGAUGAUGACCGAACUGAUAUAGAUGUAGUGGAAUGCAGUGGAAUUUUUAGAUACCCGCCAACAUCUUCGUCCGACGAAUAUAUGACUAUGAGUCGAUUAAACCACACUGAAGAUCAGCGCGAGCGACCGCUGCCGCCGUUGCACACUAUUAAUGCAGGAAACGUACCGUUUCUUCAUUAUGCCGCAGGAGCCAAUGUUUCAGGACUGAGCUCGGGAAACCUCCAAUCCUCAGGAGUCCCCAGCACCACAUAUGAACUUGCUAUUUCCCAUCCACUGUUCAUGAUGGCGGCACCCCUUGCCAAUAUGCACAAUAUCUAUUACAAUAACGUAACUCUGGUAGCACCGACACAACAAUAUCUGACACCGGAAGCCCAAAAUAGAUUAGACAAUGAUUUGCGUACUAUAUAAAUAAAUCAAACUAGAAUAUUGCUGUACAGAUUAUUUAUGAAGAUAUGUAAAUUCAUCCAACUUAGUUCCUUUCUUUAUUAAGGUUAAUUGAUAAAUAGGACCAAAACAUGGCAUAGUUGUAGUUAGUAUGUAUGAAAGCCUAUUACACAAUUUUUAUCACAUACCGUAUCCAUAAAUUAUUUAUUUUAUUUGUAUAAGAUUGUAUACAUACAUAUGUAAGAUCAAUAACUAUCUGAAGAAUAUAAAAG
Molecule: messenger RNA, 2203 nt
Organism: Drosophila obscura
Lineage: Eukaryota; Metazoa; Arthropoda; Insecta; Diptera; Drosophilidae
Gene: fd96Ca
Product: fork head domain-containing protein FD4
Exons: 1
Coding region: 816-1955 (379 amino acids)
Biological process (GO): regulation of transcription by RNA polymerase II; anatomical structure morphogenesis; cell differentiation
Molecular function (GO): RNA polymerase II cis-regulatory region sequence-specific DNA binding; DNA-binding transcription factor activity, RNA polymerase II-specific
Source: RefSeq, a predicted model, not a curated record